Molecule: messenger RNA, 2146 nt
Organism: Falco peregrinus (peregrine falcon)
Lineage: Eukaryota; Metazoa; Chordata; Aves; Falconiformes; Falconidae
Gene: GTF3C5
Product: general transcription factor IIIC subunit 5
Exons: 11
Coding region: 21-1571 (516 amino acids)
Biological process (GO): transcription initiation at RNA polymerase III promoter
Cellular component (GO): transcription factor TFIIIC complex
Source: RefSeq, a predicted model, not a curated record
GGGAGCUGGGCAGGGGAGCCAUGGCGGCGGCCAAGCCGUGGGGGGAGCGGGGCUCGGCCGUGCUGGAGCUGCCCCGCACGCCGCGAUUGGUUUGCGUGGAGUACCCAGGGCUGGUGCGGGACGUCGGGGCCAUGCUGCGGACACUGGGAGGAGAGCAGGGGGUGUCGCGGAUCUACGCCGACCCUGCCAAAAGGCUGGAGCUCUAUUUCCGCCCCAGGGACCCUUACUGCCAUCCAGUCUGCGCCAAUCGCUUCCCCACCUCCACCAUGCUGCUCAAGGUGAAGAGGAGGACCAAGAAGAAGAAGCAGUCGGAGGCCGAAGAACAAAUCCAGCCAGAAGUCCAGUUUGAAAUGGAAAUUCUUGGGAUUGUCACCACCGUUUACAAAUUUCAAGGAAUGUCUGAUUUCCAGUACCUGGCGAUGCACUCUGCUCCUGACGGCAAACAAACCUCCAUGUAUGACAAAGUCCUAAUGCUCAAACCAGAGAAGGAAGAAUUUUUCAAUAGAGAAUUACCUCUCUACAUCCCGCCACCAAUUUUCUCACGUCUGGACACUCCUGUUGACUAUUUUUAUCGGCCAGAUAUACAACACCGGGAGGGCUACAACAACCCCCAGGUGUCUGGUGAGAACCUGAUUGGCCUCAGCAGGGCCCGUCGCCCGCACAACGCAAUCUUUGUGAACUUUGAUGAUGAAGAAAUCCCAACUAAACCACUGGAUGCUGCUGUACAGACCUGGAAGAAAAUGUGUACCAAUCCUGUGGAUAGAAAGGUGGAGGAAGAACUGAGAAAGCUCUUUGAAGUCCGUCCCGUCUGGUCUCGGAAUGCAGUAAAAGCCAAUAUCAGUGUCCACCCGGACAAGCUGAAACUUCUGUUGCCGUAUUUGGCCUAUUACAUGUUAACAGGUCCUUGGAGAAGCUUAUGGGUUAGGUUUGGGUAUGACCCCAGAAAACACCCUGAAGCAAAGAUUUAUCAAGUACUGGACUUCCGAAUUCGCUGUGGAAUGAAAUAUGGUUAUGCCCCUAAUGACAUGCCCGUGAAAGCAAAGCGCAGCACGUAUAACUACAGUCUGCCCAUCACUGUCAAGAAGCAAGUGAGUCAUACAGUCAGUGUACAUGAUCUGAAACAGGGGCUUGGUACCUCCGGUGCAUCCAGUACAAAAAAACCUGCAUCCAGCAGGUAUAAACUAAAGGAAUCCAUCUACAUUUUCCGAGAAGGAGCCUUACCGCCUUAUCGGCAGAUGUUCUACCAGCUCUGUGACUUGAAUGUGGAAAGCCUACAGAAAAUCAUCCAUCGGAAUGAUGGCACAGAGUCAGAAUGCACAGAGCGGGACGGGUGGUGCCUUCCAAAGACUAGUGAUGAUCUGCGAGAUACCAUGUCUCUGAUGAUAAAGCAGAUAAUCAGAUCCACAAGACCUGCUCUUUUCUCAAAUACAAGCAGCAGUGAAGACGGCAAAGAGCAGCUGGCAUAUGAGUCUGCAGAGGAUGAGGAUGAUGAAGAGGAGGAGGAAGAGGACUUCAAGCCUUCUGAUGGGAGUGAAAAUGAAAUGGAGACAGAGAUUCUGGACUAUGUGUGAACUCCGUGAGCCGUCUGGCUGCUGUUGGGCAGAAUCGUCUCUGCUCUCGUUCCAUGACAGCUGUGGGUUCAGCGACCAUGCCCAGGAUGUGGGAAAGCAGAACUUGUACUAAGACGACCACGGUCUCUCUACACUGACGGCAGUGCCUGCUGAUGGCCGUCACUGUGGGUGUUUGCGAGGCAUUGCCCACAUUUUCACACUUGCUGGCCAACAAGCCCUGCAGCAAACUCGCAAGAGCAAGCCCAGAAUCCAGACCAGCAGGUAGCACGCCAGAAUGGAGGAGGAGCUGCAUUCCCAGAUCUCUCCAUGGGUGAGAAGUGCACUUGCAGGUUCAAAUGAGUAGGGUUCAUUUGAAAAUGGGGCACCGGUCCCUCAAACACAAACCGAAGCUCAACCCAGCAGAGUUAAGGUAAGGCGCAAGCGCUGCCUCCCCUGCAGUCAGGUCCACUCCUCUUUCUCCAGGAACAUGCUGGCAUUUGGGGGAAGGAGAACAGGACAAUCCCUGCCUUGGGACAGAGACGUUUGAGCAUCAGUAUUUUAUUGCAAAGACUAAUUACAUUGCUGUGUACAAGUCA